ACAAAAGCUUGCAAAUAUUAAUUGAAAGAUUACGUCAGGAACGAGAGAAACAAAGAAAGAAAGAGUAAACCAGCACAACGGCCGCCUACAAGAAUGUUAAUGACUGGAUAAGUAAGAAGAAAUAAGAAAAACAUAGAAUGCCAUUGUUAAUGUUGUAAAUUGAACGGAGGGAAUCACACGUAUAUAGCUCAAAUUGAACGCGAUAAAUCAGCAGAAAAUGAUGCAACACACCAUGACGAAACGCAAGACGUUAAUAUUUGCUUGCUUCGGUAUUGCCAUAGGUCUCUGUAUUGGCACCGUUUUAAAAAAUUAUCGAGCAUUGGAAAUCGUUAAGCGUUGUCAAAUGAAGCCGAGCAAUCAAAAAACUCCAUUCGAGAUAAUUGGUCUUAAUCCAGAGGAAACUAUACAUAAUUCUCAGAAAACGUUAGUAUUAGUUGGUGUUAUGACGGCUAAAAAUUUUAUAGAAGGUCGAGCAAAAGCUGUUUACAAUACAUGGGGUAAAGAAGUACCCGGGCGAAUAGCAUUUUUUAGUUCGGAAGGAUCACAUUCUGACGAGUUGCCAGUAAUCGGUCUAAAAAAUGUCGAUGAUCGUUAUCCGCCACAAAAGAAAUCCUUUAUGAUGUUAUAUUAUAUGUACGAACAUUACAUUGAUAAAUUUGAAUGGUUUAUACGAGCGGACGACGAUGUUUACAUUGAGCCCCAGAAAUUGGAAAAGUUUUUAAGAUCAAUUGAUAGUUCAAAGCCGCAGUUUAUCGGUCAAGCCGGUAAAGGAAACAGUGAAGAAUUUGGUUUGUUAUCCUUAGAAUUUGAUGAAAAUUUUUGCAUGGGCGGUCCCGGCGUUAUACUAAGUAGUGAAACGUUAAGGAGAGUCGCGCCUCAUAUACCUACUUGCCUAAAAAAUUUAUAUAGCACUCACGAGGAUGUGGAAGUUGGACGAUGCGUUCAAAAAUUUGCUGGCAUACCCUGUACUUGGAAUUACGAGAUGCAGUAUAUCUUAAGGCACAAUUCCAGUGGCCGUACAGCGUACACUGGCAAGCUGAAACGUAAGGAAAUCCAUAACGCCAUUUCAUUGCAUCCAAUUAAACAAGCUCCUCUAAUGUAUCGUCUGCAUUCUUUUGUGCAGGGUUUGAAGGCGGAAGAAAUGCGUCAAGAAUCUUUACAAUUAAAUCGCGAUAUUAAACGCAUGGCCAAAUAUCUAGAAAUCCCCGAUGAUAGCAACUUUUUAGUGCCUGGCAUUUUAUUGAUACCGAAAGAGGAAAAUGGCAAACGACACUUUCAGGAUCAUAAUAUAUUGGGUACAAAUCCUGAUUUGAAUAAAUUUGUACCGAAAAGUCGCGAUGAUCUCUUAGAGUGGUCAUUUGUAGCACGCAGUCUAUAUUCAACCGAUCAUGCCAAUCCUAAGCAUAAAAUUGAUUCAGCUAUACGUGAAGGUCUUGAAGAUGUUAUAACCGAAGUCAUGGAAAACAUAAACAACUAUUCAAGGCAACGAGGAAGAGUCAUUGAAUUUCGUGAAUUAUUAUAUGGUUAUACCAGAUUAAAUGCACUACAUGGUCAGGAUUUAAUCUUAGACUUGUUAUUAAUUUAUAAAAAAUAUCGAGGUAAGAAGAUGACUGUACCAGUACGAAGACACUUAUAUGUGCAACGGGCUUUUACUGGAAUAUUCGUUAAAGAAUUUGAUGAGGACUUCUAUAACGUGACUUUGCAGAAAAGUCUAUUUCAAAAUAUUUUAGAUACGGGUAUGGAAAAACUAACAAGUCAUCUAUCUUUGCCUGUUCUUAUGGGUGGAGGUGGUACAUCAGGUUUGCAAGAUGUGGAUAUGACUUUCACGCAUGAAAGUUUACAACGAAUACGUAUGAAUACUAUGCAAGGUCAGCAAGUGUAUUUGCCUAUUGUUUUUAGUCAAUAUGAUCCCCGAAGGCGUACAAAAACUGUAGAUUCUAAGGUCGUUUCUCCAGACGACCUUGAAAUAAAUAACGAAACUGGUUAUUUUAGACAAUAUGGUUUUGGCAUUUGCUCAAUUUUUAAAUCAGAUAUUAUGGAUAAAGAUAUAAACGGUUUUGACAAAGAUAUAACUGGUUGGGGUUUAGAAGAUGUUAAAUUUUUGGAGAAACUUGUAAAAGUUGGUCAUCGUCAAAAUGCAUUUAUGAUUAACACUGCCGAAGUUGCACCCGAUUAUAAUGAACAAGCUUCCAAAAUGCGCCGAUUAAAUAUAUUUCGUGCACCUGAUCCUACUUUAGUUCAUAUAUAUCAUGAUAUUAAUUGCGACCUACGCCUAGAACCGCCACAAUACAAUAUGUGCUUAGGUACGAAAGCUAACUCGUUAGGAAGCACUCCAUUAAUAGAGGAACUAUUUUUCAAUAAUCCUGAAAAUAUUGCAUUUAUGGCUGAUUACAAUAACAAAAAAGAACAACAAUCGCCAAUGAGAUAG
Molecule: messenger RNA, 2428 nt
Organism: Glossina fuscipes
Lineage: Eukaryota; Metazoa; Arthropoda; Insecta; Diptera; Glossinidae
Gene: Chsy
Product: chondroitin sulfate synthase 1
Exons: 9
Coding region: 218-2428 (736 amino acids)
Cellular component (GO): Golgi cisterna membrane
Molecular function (GO): glucuronosyl-N-acetylgalactosaminyl-proteoglycan 4-beta-N-acetylgalactosaminyltransferase activity
Source: RefSeq, a predicted model, not a curated record